Messenger RNA from Teleopsis dalmanni, 447 nucleotides. Its product is annotated as protein GVQW3-like. The transcript has a single exon. The record is from RefSeq and is a predicted model, not a curated record. Lineage: Eukaryota; Metazoa; Arthropoda; Insecta; Diptera; Diopsidae. Bases 1 to 447 code for a protein of 148 amino acids.
AUGGUGCAGAAAGCUUACGGGGACUCUACUAUGUCUCGAACACAGGCAUUCGAGUGGUAUAAAUCAUUCAAAGAGGGUCGUGAAGUGAUCGAAGAUUUGCCUCGUUCUGGACGUCCAUCAACAUCAAAUACCGAAGAAAAUGUGGCAAAAAUCAAGAAAAUUGUGCUGGAUGAUCGUCGUAUGACUGAAAGGGAGAUUGCUCGUGACUUAAACAUCUCAAAUGGAUCCGUUCACCACAUUCUACAUGAUAUAUUGGGCAUGAGAGGCGUUGUAGCUCAACUUGUACCGAAACACCUUAAUUUUUUGCAAAAAGAAUACCGAAAGAACGUGUGGAAUGGAAACGACUCUACAUUCAUGGAACUCAUCAUAACAGGUGAUAAGACUUGCGUUUAUGAGUAUGACGUCGAAACCCAGUCAACAAUCGAGCGAAUGGCUCUUCGAAAAUGA